AUGACCUCACGGCAAAUACCUCGCCAGAGCCGCUCGCAACCAAGUUCAGUCUGCGACGUCAAUCGCGGAGAUUGGACGUCUUUUGGCGCCGGGGCGCAUCUAACCGGAAUCCAAGAUGAUCGAGUGCAUUGGCAACAGAGCAACCAGCUCCUCCGUGAAGCAGAGGCGAAUCUAUCGGGCGAAUUACUUCCUGCUUUGGAUGGGGGCAUCGGAUCGUGCUUUGAUCAGACACCGCUGGAGGACCUGACCUUUGGUUGCUCAGAUUUGGCUGCCGACAACUUCGGGCUCGAUCACAUUCAUGCAUCCAGCCUAGGUUCAUUGAGCCAGCAAGAGAUCCAAGGUUACUGUCAUAGCGAUGGGUUUGCUCCUUACAAUCUGCAGCGGGCCUUGAGUACUUCAUCUUUAGCCAACCAGGAACUCUCCAAGACGGACACCUCAACGAACCCCCAGUAUCCCGCCAUUCCCAUCACCCCAAAUUCGACUCUUCCACGUCGCAGAAGCCGUUAUUCUCUCGGACAUACCCUGAACGGCGGACGAAGCAUUCAAAUUCCCGUCCACGACGCAAGCGAGCAGGCCUCUGUGCCUUUGCUGAGAUGGAGAAACAGCCCUCCAGAAACCGAAUCGGCAUCUUGGUCCGCCAUUUAUGAUACAUUACAAGAAAAUCCUCUGAGCGAUAACAUGCAAGCUCCUUUCACCAGCGUGGAAUCAUCGAGUCCGAGCGUGGCCAGUUGGCACAGUCAAUCUUCAAGCUCAAUCGUUUCUACGCAGUCGUCUAGAUCGUUCCAGAAUCGAAACAGGAGACGUGUCACAAAGAGGAGUGACGUCGCUGGUGCUAAUAAGAAGCCCCGGAUCUUCCAUUGCACAUUCUGUUGCGAUUCGUUUUCUAAGAAGCAUGACUGGACUAGACACGAAAAGACGCUCCAUCUUGAUUGCGACCAGUGGAUUUGUGCACCUUAUGGUGGUGCAGUGGUAUCGUCCUCGACUGGGAGGAGUACAUGUGCAUACUGCAAUGUCCUUGAUCCUACUGAGCAUCACCUAAACUCUCAUAACCAUAACGCAUGUCAUAAUGGUCAACAGCCGCACGUCUUUAGGCGCAAAGAUAACCUCAUUCAACAUCUCCGCGGGUUUCAUCAACUAGACACGCUGCCCAUCUUGGACGACUGGAGGAUACCGCCUCCCCCGAUUUCCUCGCGAUGUGGUUUCUGCGACCAGCAUCUCGUGUCGUGGCAGGACCGUGCAGACCACCUCACACAGCAUUUCCGUCAGGGCAAAACAAUGGCAGAAUGGAAAGGCGAUCACAACUUCGAGCCCUCGAUCGCAGCACAGGUUAGAAAUGCCCUGCCACCAUACCUCCUUGCAAACGAGGCUUUGACCAUGGUACCUUUUUCCGCCACGGAUCCAACGGUGCCGGACCAUUUCGCUCAGAUAGAGGAGAGAAAUGGCAAGACUCUCCCGGAUCCGGAGCAGCAGCUCGAUCCUGGGUUCGAUUUGACGCCUGACUCUUAUACCAAGUUUCUAGCAUGGCAUCUGGGCCGCUUUGCCCAGCAGUCCUUCGCGAGUGGUGUCUUUCCGACGGAUGAGAUGUUUCAGGGCGAGGCGAGGAGGCUGGUGUAUGGGAGUGACGAUAACUGGGAACAGACUAUAGCUGAUAACGAGCAGUGGAUCGCUACUUUUCGGAGACAGCAUUUAUCGAAAGACUAG
Fusarium odoratissimum NRRL 54006 is the source of this 1701-nucleotide messenger RNA. RefSeq lists its product as uncharacterized. The transcript has a single exon. The coding region runs from base 1 to 1701 and encodes 566 amino acids. NCBI's taxonomy places the organism in Eukaryota, Fungi, Ascomycota, Sordariomycetes, Hypocreales, Nectriaceae. The record is from RefSeq and is a predicted model, not a curated record.